CCAAAGAGAUGUUGACUGCCAGAAGCUGUUCAACGAGAUAUUUGGCCGACAAAGUCACAGGAGAAAUGAAAACGAAUGGAUUAAAUAUUCUGGUAACUUGACUAAGAAUAAUUCGCUUGGUGCAAGUUUGAUCAAGAAAUCCACGAGUAUGAAAAUACAUUAUCGCACGACCACUGACCAAAUUUUUUUUUAUUGAUUUUAGCAUCUACCAGAGAGAUCGCACAUGUGCGUGAUCUGUAGGUUUCCUGGCACUUCAAAUUUUCUAGAGACUGAAGAGAGGCUUCAGGAAUUCGCUCAAUCUCCCAGAACUGUAUUUCCAGAUUUGUAUCAGUCAGUGGAAACUUGAAGUGAAGAACAACAAGCUGAGUUGAAGCUUGGGUUGUUAUUUCAAACUUCAGAGAGCAUCGCCGCUUCGAACGGUUAGAUCAGUGGCUUGAGAGUUCUGGUUUGGAUUGGAAAGUCACAAGCGACUUACGGCUUCUAUAGGAAUGGAACAAUGCUCCCGCUGAAAGUCGAAGUGUCGAACACAAACUUCAGAAAUAACUGUGUCAAGCAAAACUGACUUUCUGAAAAUUGCCGAUGUUUUAUACUAUUAUUAAACUAAGUAUGAGAUGUUUUUCCGCGAAACAAACAUUUGCUAGGGUUGAAGUCACGUUCAUAUAGAGAUUGACACAAAUUUGUAGCGGAUGAAGAAGCAAAUGGCAGGUUCAUAGUGGUUCAAAUUAUUAAGAUAAGGUUUGGUUUCUAUCUGAAUGGAAUGUUUUGUCCUAUAGGCAAAAUUUCCACUUCACUUUGCACUCAACAUUUAUUUUACAGAUGAUGCACUCGUAAAUGAUAACGUAUUAGCAAUAUUAGCAUAAUCAUCAUUUCGGAUUUUCUGAAAAAAACAAACUUGGAACCUGAUUUUGUUUAUUAAAUCAGCGAGUCAACAACCUAUAAAAGUACCACCGAAAGAUUUUGGAUCAUCAGUACUACCACAACCGAGUUCUAAGUAGUCAACAAUAAAAAGUUAUUCAAAUAGAAAAAUGAGUAAAAUUGUGCUAAUUCUCCUCGUGGCCAUGUUCAUGGCAAUUGCCCUUGUCAAAGCUAACCCAGUACCAGAGGCAGAACCACACUUUGGUCUAGGCUAUGGUGGCUUUGGAGGUGGCUAUGGAGGCUUUGGAGGCUACCGAGGUUAUGGAGGUUACGGAGGCUAUGGAGGCUAUAGACGUUAUGGAGGAUUUGGCGGUUUUGGAGGAUACGGUGGAUACGGUGGAUAUCGGUCAUAUGGAUGGUACUGAUUCUUAUGUAAUUUUCACCAUGAUCCUCGUGAUUCAAGAUUUCGUUUGAUUGUAUUAUAUUUUUAAAUUUUAUUAAAAAAGUAUCGAUUAA
Molecule: messenger RNA, 1371 nt
Organism: Ceutorhynchus assimilis (cabbage seed weevil)
Lineage: Eukaryota; Metazoa; Arthropoda; Insecta; Coleoptera; Curculionidae
Source: the annotation of a GenBank genome assembly